Aspergillus sclerotioniger CBS 115572 is the source of this 2040-nucleotide messenger RNA. RefSeq names its product putative dynein intermediate chain. Gene Ontology annotation, biological process: transport along microtubule. Bases 1 to 2040 code for a protein of 679 amino acids. Gene Ontology annotation, molecular function: dynein light chain binding; dynein heavy chain binding. The transcript is spliced from 3 exons. Gene Ontology annotation, cellular component: cytoplasmic dynein complex. The record is from RefSeq and is a predicted model, not a curated record. NCBI's taxonomy places the organism in Eukaryota, Fungi, Ascomycota, Eurotiomycetes, Eurotiales, Aspergillaceae.
AUGUCGUCGGCCAUGCAGCAGCGCAAGGCCGAGAUUCUCGCCAAGCGAGCCAAACUCGCCGAACUGAAGCGGCAGAGGGAGCUGCGGCAGAAGGAAUUCUCCCAAGCCCGAGCUAACACCGGCGAUGCUUCUGAGGUCGUCUCGCCGGUUCCCAGCCGCGCAGAUAGCAGAGCCGAGCUCGAUGAUCUGAUUUCACGACUUGUUGACCGCCCGGGGUCGGCUUCUAUCAGCCACGGCGCGGAUGGUCUCUCACGCAAAGGAAGCAGACCCAACUCAGUGCUGAGCGCGAGCCAGCUCAGUGGUGAUAACACGGAAGCAUUUAUCCCACCCACGCGACCAGUCUCUCAGUCAAUUGCCGUUCAAACCGUCGGAACGGAGCCAUUUGUCGCUGCUCCUGAACCACAGCCCGCCCCUGAGCCCAAACCCGAGGUUGUCACCUAUAGCAAGGGAGUGCAGACAGACGACCUGAAACCGUCAGAUUCUGCAGAGUCAGAGAACGAAGAAAAUAACGCCAACAAGAAAGAUACCGAACGCGACGAAGAGAUCCUCAAGAAGCUCCGACAGGAGAUCGAAGAGGAGCUGCGGGCCACUCAGCAGAGAGCUGACCAUGACGCCGGAGCCGAGUCCUCAAAUCUGCGUUAUCCGCUACGUACAUUAGAUGAUGAUGAGUUGAAGGCUGUUACGUCCUCCGAUGAUUUUCUGGAUUUCGUUGAACGGUCAGCAAAAGUGAUCGAGCGGGCGCUGGACGAAGAAUACGACGUGCUAGCAGACUAUGAGCUCGGAGGUGUGGAUGGAGAGUUAGAAGACGAUGAUGAACAUGGGCGGAAACGGCGAGGGAUUAGGGAGGUCUGCCAAUUUUGGGACGAGCGAUGGAGCAAAAAACGGAUGAUCAGUGAUCUAAGCUUUUCCCCGAAGUUCCCUGAACUUGUUCUGGCUGCUUACACCAAAAACCCUUCUGCCCCUCACGAACCUGAUGGCCUUGUCCAAAUAUGGAACCAGCAUUUGCACUCCCGGCCGGAGUAUGUCUUUCAUUCUACCUCAGACAUCUUAGCGGCCAAGUUCUCCCCUUUCCAUCCUAAUCUCAUUGUUGGUGGCUCGUACUCGGGACAGGUUCUGCUCUGGGAUACUCGGUCGUCGCGCGCAGGAGGCGGCGCUCCUGUUCAGAAGACACCGUUAACUGGCUCUGGACAUACUCACCCGGUGUACAGCAUCUCAAUUAUCGGAACACAGAACGCCCACAAUAUCCUGACGGCAUCCACAGACGGUGUGGUUUGCGGUUGGACCGUUGAUAUGCUUUCUCAGCCUCAGGAGUAUCUUGAGCUUUCGACUCCCCCACCCUCCAAAACAGAAGAUCUUGCGCCCACCACGAUGUCAUUCCCACAAUCGGACCCCACGUUCUUUAUCGUUGGUACCGAGGAAGGAGGAAUAUACCCGUGCCAUCGUUACGACCGAGCAGGAGCCAAAGCUGGCACCGACCAUCGCCUCGUGUAUCGCGGUCAUAAAGCCCCGAUCAUGUCCACUGCAUUCCAUCCAGCACGAGGCCCAGUAGAUCUGGGCGACCUUAUGCUGAGCUCCAGUCUGGAUUGGAGCGUGAGGCUUUGGCGUAUUCGCCCUCCGGCAACGACUGCCCCAGCAACCUCGGCCAUAGCCACGACACAGGUCGUGGAGCCGAUCCUUGACAUCAACCGUGAAGACGUCGUGUAUGACGCACGAUGGUCGCCUCACCGCCCUGGAGUCUUCUCGCUCGUCGAUGGUGCUGGAAACCUCGAGGUCUGGGAUCUCUACACGGACACCGAAGUACCUGUCGUGAAAACCACGCCGUCCAAAGGCCGUGGUGGCAUCCUGACAAGAAGUCUCAACAAGGUAGCCUGGGAGGAGCGUGAGGGCAGACGCAUUGCAACAGGGGGGCUCGACGGCGUUGUCACUGUCUUCGAAGUAGGAAAGGGUCUCAGUGGUACACCGGAAGACGUGCCUGCCGAGGAGUGGUCGGGAAUGAAGAAACUCGUUGGGAAGUUGGAACAGCAGGACCGGAACAACUGA